Messenger RNA from Phytophthora infestans T30-4, 666 nucleotides. RefSeq lists its product as uncharacterized. The record is from RefSeq and is a predicted model, not a curated record. Bases 1 to 666 code for a protein of 221 amino acids. NCBI's taxonomy places the organism in Eukaryota, Oomycota, Peronosporomycetes, Peronosporales, Peronosporaceae. The transcript has 6 exons.
AUGAUGCCGGUUGUACCAGCAAAGAGUCUUGCUGACGCGUCGUUUAUGAAGCCGACAAAGAAGAAGGAGACUAAGAAGCAUCUUGCUGAAGAAGCGAGUACUCGUCGCCGGAAGAUGGCUGCAUUUGACAGAGUUUGGGGAUACCAGAACAACCCGGUGCGCGCAAUGCUGACACGGACACCCCAGUUGAGAGCGAGAACGCUUGCAUCUUCGCAUUCAAGCUUCACAGAAAACAAGGACGAAGCCGCAGAAAAAGAACCGGAUGUUGGAAAAUCCGAUCGCUUUCCAAGUGACCGCGACGACAUGAACGGAGUGGACCCAGUGAUGUCCCAUGCCCAGGCCUUAUGGCAGAAUACCAGCGUUACAGGGGCGGCAUUGAUCGACAUGAUCAGCUACGAUUUCAAGAGUUCUAAGCAAAAGAAGAAUUCGCACUUCGACUUUCUGGCUCGAUUGCACAAAGAGCUCAUUGAAGAGAGCGAAGACAGUUUCACGCAAACUCGAGUCCCUUUCAGGGAGAAAGGGCAACCAGCGGCCGUGAACGGCCAACAUAAUCCAGUUCAGAUGUCGGAUACGCGGGUGAGCAUUGGCGUUCAGCGCCUACGCCAGCGCCAAUGCAAGGUGUGCUCGGUGUAUAAACCGCAGGACAAACACGAGGAGGAAAUUUAA